This is a messenger RNA of Danio rerio (zebrafish), 4088 nucleotides long. It is a transcript of the gene pcbp4, whose product is annotated as poly(rC) binding protein 4. Gene Ontology annotation, molecular function: RNA binding; nucleic acid binding. NCBI's taxonomy places the organism in Eukaryota, Metazoa, Chordata, Actinopteri, Cypriniformes, Danionidae. The record is from RefSeq and is marked validated.
CUGGCACUGACAAUGUGGACAUCAGCGGGGAAUAUAUAGUGUAUCAUCUACAUUCGCGUCGUGUUAUCAACGCAUUGAACUUCAUUAUUACCAGAGUGGUGAGUGGAAGUAGAGAGUCCUACCUCCCCCCCUCCCUGCCCAUUCCAUCAUCCGUAGAGCAUCUUUCAUGCGUCUCCCUGGGCCCGAUUCCCACGUCAGGAUGAACUGUGAGCAGGAUUUUGGAGAUGGAGGCAUGAACGUCACUCUAACUCUCCGGCUGCUCAUGCACGGCAAGGAGGUCGGCAGCAUCAUAGGCAAGAAAGGAGAGACGGUGAAAAGGAUACGAGAGGAGAGCAGUGCACGUAUCAACAUCUCUGAAGGCUCAUGCCCGGAGAGAAUCAUCACCAUCACCGGUGCCACAGAGUGUGUGUUUCGAGCCUUCACUAUGAUCACAAUCAAACUGGAAGAGGACUUGGCUGCUCUUGUGGCGAAUGGCACCGUCACCAGUAAGCCUCCGGUCACACUGCGGCUGGUCAUCCCGGCCAGCCAAUGCGGUUCCCUCAUCGGCAAAGGCGGCUCCAAAAUCAAAGAGAUCAGAGAGAAAACAGGGGCUCAGGUACAGGUGGCAGGAGAUCUGCUCCCCAACUCCACGGAGCGAGGUGUGACGAUAUCUGGCAGUCAGGACGCCAUCAUCCAGUGUGUCAAGCUCAUCUGCACUGUAAUACUGGAGUCUCCUCCAAAGGGGGCUACAAUUCCGUACCGCCCCAGUCCUGCUCCAGGUGCAGUUCUUCUUGCUGGAAAUCAGGUUUUCGAAACGUCAGAGUUUGCGUCUCAUCCGCUUUUCUCAGUGGCUCAGGGAGGCCUGGAUCUGCAACAAGCGUAUACUGUACAAAACCAAUAUGGCAUUCCACACUCAGAGUUGGCUAAGUUGCACCAGUUGUCCAUGCAGCAGGGUCUCGGCCCCAUCGCUCAGGCCACGGCCACUCAAGUUCUGCCUGCAGGCAUCGAGUCCAGCUCCCAGACAGCAUCACAAGAACUUCUCAUUCCAAAUGACCUGAUUGGUUCAAUAAUCGGCAGACAGGGUACAAAAAUCAACGAGAUCCGCCAAGUUUCCGGGGCUCAGAUCAAGAUCGGCAGUCAGCUGGACAGCACUAGUGACCGACACGUCACCAUCACAGGCUCCCCAAUCAGCAUCAACUUGGCCCAGUAUCUAAUCACAUCCUGUUUAGAGACCGCCAAAUCCACUGCCCAGUCCUCCUCCAUGUCGACCCCUGUAGACCUCAACAUGAGCUUCACCCAGACUGCUCCCCCUGCAUCGUCCUCUGCCGCAGCCCUGGCAGCGAUGGGCGGCCUGCCCCACGCUCCAAUCUUGGGCGCCCCCUAUACCCUCCCCCUCUCCAGCCUCCUGGGAAUCAAAUCUGUCCCCUUCCUGGCGCUGUCGGCCCCCGCUGCCACUGCCGCCGCUGCUGCCGCCGCCGCUGCCGCUGCCCCAGCUCACGGCUCCCUGGCCUCCUACACCGCCAAGAUCUCCUCGGCCAACGGCAUCAAAAAACCGGAGCGGCAGAAGUUUGCGCCCUACUGAGAGGAACCACCCAACACCUCCUUUGAGACAAAAUGCCGGAGAGGAAUACUUUUGAGGGUUCUUCUUCUCUUCUAGCCUCAUGUAGCUGUGUAGAAGCAGACAGAACCAGUUUGUUUUCUUUAUUCGGUUUCGUAGCUUGUUCUGGAAAACGGCAUCAAAUUUAACCUUUUGUGUUUUGGCUGAGGUAGCCGCUAAAGCCAUAGACUAUAUUCCUAAUCUUUCCCCAAAUCUUCUUUACACACACAUACACACACACACACACACACACACACACACGUUUAUUGUUCUGCUCUUAUUUAUUGAUAUUAACGAAUUAUUCCCGCAAAGAGUUUAUAUAACGUAGAACACUGUUGACUGAUGCUAAUCUCUUACGUAUCAGCUUUUAUACAACGAUGUCUGUGAAUGCUUCUGUAUACGACUUCCUUGAUUUUUUUAGAAAUCUUUAAACGAUGUAUUAAAACUAAACAAACAAAAAAAAAAGAUGAUGAUGUUUUUCAACAUGACAGAUCUAAACCUUUUGUUUGCGUUACAUUUCUACGUUUGGUUCACAUUGGUUAUGAAAUGUUAUUUAUUUUAUUUAUUGUGCAGAGUGUUUCUUUUAAAGUCAAUGUUUUCAGUAACAGCUGCAGGUAUAUAUAUAAAUAUGACUACAAAAAUAAUAAUUUCUUCCAUUCAAUCAUGGGUUACGUGAAAAAGACGAUAGUUACGUAGCCAAGUUUCUGUACUUGCGUGCCAUGAUGAAUUCUGGGAUGAAUAUCUAAACAUAGCCUGGCUAUCAACAGCCGAGUUCGGACGAAUGCUGUUUCAGGGGGGUUUCUUUCACCAUUUCUAAUGGCAUAAAAUGACUACUAUGCAUGGUGACUGCCCAUGUUGGAGACUAAUGCUGCAUGUUGACUUGGCCCCUCACACUAGCAAAGACACAUACAACAUAGGCUCAUUCUGAAAGCGUAGUCCUAUAUACAUUUCAGGAGACCGCAAAUUGUGUAGCCAGAAGUAUUUCAUUUUUUAAAUGAACGCUAUGAGGCGGCAUGACGCCAAUUCGUUUUGCGUUUACCAUCUGAUUGCUUACCUCCGUAUGGACGGCUUUCCCACUGUAACCAGUUUGUCCCAGUAGCUCGUCAUGUGGGUCGGCGGACUUGAGAUGUAGGGAGGAGUUGACCACGACGACAGGGUUCGAGUCUGGUGAAGAGCAGUUCCAGUAAGCAGGUAAAACAAAAACAGAAGCCAAAAAAUAAAUUAAACAAGUAAUAACAGGGUGAGAAUAACAGGGUGAGAACUCUGCGCUGGUUGGGGUUUUGUACCAAAACAAUACAUUGCAAUUGGCUUAAGAUAGGCAAGCAAAAUUUGCAACCUGCAGAACCUGGGAAUUUAAAAAAUAAAUAAAUCAGACGAGGGCUUUUCUUUUUCUGCUUUCGAAAAUUGUUGGUUGGAGUGUGGGUCAGUCGAUUGGUCGGUCAUUCAGUCAGUCAGUGGAACAGUUGGUCAACAGCGGCCUCUGGUGGACUUAUGUGAGAACAGCAGGCGUGAAUGGCACUCGCAAAAGAAAUUUGAGAUGUCAAAAAAAACAUACACAGCGGCCUCUGGUGGAUUGAUGAAAAGAAAAACUGCAAAAAAACAUCGCUACUGGGACGUAUUUCGCAGCCUCCAGAAAUUUAUACAAAGUUACGUUUUCAGAAUGAGUCUGGGUUGGACACGUAGGUUUUAGAGGUGUUGCAGAAGAGCAAUAUUGAUUGAAAGUACUAAAAUACACACACACACACAUAUAUAUAUAAGACCUACAUGUAAACAUGCUUCAAGUGUAGCUACGUUAAUCAUUAUGCUCGAUCACAGAGUAUACUUCGUGGACUGAUUAUAGUUUUUCUUUUCAUUUUUCUAAAUAUAGAAAUAAUCUCACUUAUUUUUCUAAACCUAGAAAGCUAAAAACUGAAUGUGACCACUCACAUGAUUCAUCCACGUGGUAGAUUUAGCGUAACCUUGACUCGUGGUUUUUCUUUUGUUGUUGUUGUUCUUUUUGAUUCGUUUAGAUCUCUUCAAACGUCUGUCCCAUAAUCAUUUGCAUGAAUUUAACUCGGCGUCUAUGCAAAACAUCUCGGGGCGGUUCAGCGAGGUAUCCUAUGUCAUGCUUCAUAGAUGGCCCUAAAUAAACCACCGUUGAGAAAGGGCUAUCGCAAAAAAAGACAAAAGAGAAAGCGGGAACCCAAGGACAACGAUGCUCUCGAAUUUAUGAACCAUGCUGUGUGUAAUAUAUAUACAUAAAUAUACGUUCUAUUGUAUCCAUAUUUCCCAUUCCAAAACCUAACCACACAUAACCACCCUUUCACACGCUCUGCGAAACGGCUCGGUGCGGCUGUGAGAUUUCCACUGUAGGGUUUCCAGAAAACUGUUCAGAUGCUUGAAUUAUCCCAGGUCUGGGUUUUGGAUUCACUCGAGGUUUCGUUUGUCAGCCUUGGCAUAAAUGCAACUCUUGUUUUUAGUUAUAUUCAUCAACGCCAUACAAAUGAAUAAAAACAAUACUGUAUUAACGUAA